AUGGCCGGCCGCUGCAGCUGGGGGCUGGCCGCCGCCGUCGCCGCCGCCGCGCUCCUCGCCGCCUCCGCCACGGGCUGGCUGCCCCAGGGCGAAGACGCGGACAACGACCUGCUGCCGCACGAGCAGCGCAGCCACCGCUUCUUCCCAUUCCUCCCGGUGGUGCGCUUCGCCAACAGGCAGUGCGCGGCGGACAACGGACUGAACGGGACGUGCUUCACCCGGAGAGAAUGCAGCAACUACGGCGGUAUCGCGUCUGGGACCUGCGCCAACUCCCUAGGUUGCUGCUGCGUCAUUAUCAGGUCAUGUGGAACAUCAUCAAGAAUCAACUGUACGUAUUUCGUCAAUCCAAAUUACCCUGCAACAUAUACGGGAGGAACCAGGUGCACCAUCACCAUAAACAAGUGUAAUAGCAAUGUCUGUCAGGUUCGCUUGGAUUUCAUAGAUUUCUCUCUUGCACAGCCAGAUGCUAAUGGCAACUGUGUAGAUGAUGCUUUUACUGUGUCUGGUGCAGCAUCAAUAGUACCACGGAUAUGUGGUGAAAACACUGGACAACACAUUUAUGUUGAUUUCGAAGCUGGUAAUACUCCUCUGCAAUUAUCAGUUGAUGCCACUACCACAAAUACUUUUGGUCGAAGAUGGAAUAUCAAGGUGACUCAAAUAGAAUGUGAUUCAGUAAACAGAGCACCCACUGGUUGUCUCAUGUACUACACCAGCACAACUGGGACAGUCAAAAGCUUCAAUUAUGGAACAACGGCAAAUCCAGCAGCUGAUGUCACUCUUGCUGGCACACGAGAACUGGUUAACCUCAACUAUGGAGUAUGUGUUCAGAUGCAACCUGGCUAUUGCUGUAUUGAAUGGAGUCAGAAUCCUGCAGACCCAUACUCUUUUACUGUGUCUGGUGAUACAGGAGGAUUAGACAACACGUUACUUGGGCAGCCUGCUGCAGCAUUGAAUGAUGGAGCUUGUACAGGAGAUUUCAUUGUGAUUCCAAAUCCAAGCCAAAAUGGUGUUCCUGUUAACACGGACCGUUUCUGUGGAAAUGCACUCAUUACAACAACAACUUGUUCAAAACCAUUUGUGAUGACAGUUGUGACAGAUGCUGGUGAACAAGGCAAUGUUGCUGCUGGUAUUAAUCCAGACAACGAGAACCGAGGAUUUUGUCUAUUUUUUCGACAGAUACCAUGUACUUAAACUGAACUUUGUGUUUUUAUUCUAUUAAAGUACCUAAAA
This is a messenger RNA of Schistocerca serialis cubense, 1230 nucleotides long. RefSeq lists its product as uncharacterized. The record is from RefSeq and is a predicted model, not a curated record. The coding region runs from base 1 to 1191 and encodes 396 amino acids. The transcript is spliced from 9 exons. NCBI's taxonomy places the organism in Eukaryota, Metazoa, Arthropoda, Insecta, Orthoptera, Acrididae.